AAUCAUAACUAAAAAUUUUAUCAUUUUUUCAGACAAAUUACGUUUCUUAUUUUUGUAUUGAAGCACAUCUGAGGUCCGUUCAUAUUCUUAACUCAAGACUGUUAUAGUGUUAAUACAUAAUUGAUUCGACUUAAUGUCUGGAUUUUCAGAUUAGAAUUGGAUUGUAUAAUGUUAUUCUUAUUAUGAAAUGUUUAGUAAAACUUUGCCCUUUUAAUAAAAAAUGAUAAUACAUUUCUUAAUAAUUUGUUCGUGUUCGAAUUUUUUCCAUUAUUGUAUUAAUCUUAAUAUAAACAUCUGCUUAAAGUUUUUAGAAUAAGAAACAAUUAUGAUCAAAGCAAUAUUGGUGUUUAACAACUACGGAAAGCCUAGACUUUCUAAAUUCUAUCAAUAUUUUAAUGAAGACAUGCAACAGCAAAUUAUUAAGGAAACAUUUCAGUUGGUUUCCAAACGGGAUGACAAUGUUUGCAACUUUCUUGAAGGUGGAAGUCUUAUUGGCGGAUCAGAUUACAAACUUAUUUAUCGUCAUUAUGCAACACUGUAUUUCGUGUUUUGUGUAGAUUCCUCUGAAUCAGAACUUGGUAUUCUUGAUUUAAUUCAAGUAUUUGUUGAAACACUCGAUAAAUGUUUUGAAAACGUUUGUGAGCUUGAUCUUAUAUUUCACGUUGACAAGAUUCAUUACAUUUUAAAUGAACUAGUAAUGGGUGGAAUGGUUUUGGAAACUAAUAUGACCGAAAUACUUUCAAGGAUAGAAGAACAAAACAAAUUGGAGAAACAAGAAGCUGGUCUUGCUGGUGCGCCAUCUAGAGCUGUGUCUGCUAUGAAAAAUAUGAAUAUUCCUCAACAGUUGAAGGAUAUGAAACUUCCAGAUCUCCCUCAAGCCAUUAAGGAAUUGAAGUUCUGACAUUCAAGGAACAAAUUGGUUUGCUCUGAAGCCUAUCAUAACUAUACCAAUUGAGUAUGGAAGAAUGAACAAAUAUUUGUUAAUCGCUGAUUAGGAACUAAAAUUUAAAUUUAGAAUAAUGUCAUUGUUCAAUUCUGUUUUUGUUCUUGUAUAUUGUUAAAUUUAUUUUAGUACAGUGUAAAGUUCAUUUAGUUUACUGCCCAUUUCAAUAUUAUAUUUAAAUGUAUAUGAGAAAUAUUGUUUAUAAUAUUUAAUUGUUCAUUUAAAAU
Messenger RNA from Diuraphis noxia (Russian wheat aphid), 1170 nucleotides. It is a transcript of the gene or, whose product is annotated as AP-3 complex subunit sigma-2 or. Gene Ontology annotation, biological process: intracellular protein transport; Golgi to vacuole transport. The record is from RefSeq and is a predicted model, not a curated record. Gene Ontology annotation, cellular component: membrane coat; AP-3 adaptor complex. Lineage: Eukaryota; Metazoa; Arthropoda; Insecta; Hemiptera; Aphididae.